Molecule: messenger RNA, 2703 nt
Organism: Myotis daubentonii (Daubenton's bat)
Lineage: Eukaryota; Metazoa; Chordata; Mammalia; Chiroptera; Vespertilionidae
Product: butyrophilin subfamily 3 member A3-like
Biological process (GO): regulation of cytokine production; T cell receptor signaling pathway
Cellular component (GO): external side of plasma membrane
Molecular function (GO): signaling receptor binding
Source: RefSeq, a predicted model, not a curated record
GUCGUCAUUUCUACCAGCUCCUUCUGGUGUCUCUGUGUCUGCACAACAGCCCACAAUGGUGAGGUCACUGGCCUUCCAUCUGCUCCACCUGCCUGUCUGCCUCACUUUGGUCCAGCUGCUCACGCCCUGCUCAGCUCAGUUUGCUGUGGUUGGACCCCCUGAGCCCAUCCUGGCCAUGGUGGGUGAAGUCGCUGAGCUGCCCUGUCACCUGUCCCCGAAGAUGAGUGCUGAGUCCAUGGAGUUGAUGUGGGUGCGAUCCGGCCUCAGGCAGGUGGUGCAUGCAUAUGCACAGGGCAAAGAAGGAACAGAGAUAGCAGAGUAUCGAGGGAGAACGUCGAUUUUAAGAGAGGACAUCACUGAGGGGAAGGCUGCUCUGCGGAUUCACAAGGUCAGAGUCUCUGACAGUGGAACCUACCAGUGUUAUUUCCAAGAUGCCGAUUUCUUUGAAAAAGCCCAGGUGGAGCUGAAGGUUGCAGCCCUGGGCUCUGAUCUUCACAUUAAAAUGAAGGACAAUGAAGAUGGACGGAUCCGUGUGGAGUGCAUCUCUGCAGGCUGGUAUCCACAGCCCCUCGUAGAGUGGAGAGGUGAAGGGGGAGAGAGUUUGCCCGCCUUGGCAGGGCCUGGGACCUUAGAUGGAGAGGGUCUGUAUGCAGUCACAUCAUCUGUGAUCCUGAAAGCCAUCUCUGUGAAGGGGGUCUCCUGUGUCAUCAGAAACCCCCUGCUCAGCCAGGAGAAGACAGCCAGGGUCUCCAUUGCAGGCCCCUUCUCCUACAUGGUGUGGCUCUGGCCGGUGAUUGUGAUCGUGGGGAUGACCCUUGUGGCUCUGCUGGGGAUCCUGGUCGAGGUGGGGUUUUUCUGGCGACAGCAGAAGAGAAUCAAGGCCUUGAGCCAGGAGAAUGAGAGGGAGCGAGCUGAGAAAGAAGCAGCGCUGGCUGACAAGUGGCGGGAGCGAAGCGCCAAAGAGACGCUGGAGUUGGUGCUCAGGUGGACAAAGCAGCAGAUCAUGGCGCGUGACAGGUCUCAGGCCUAUGCUGACUGGAAGAUGGCCCUUUACCAACCUGCGGACGUGAUUCUGGAUCCGGACACCGCGCACCCCAAACUCCUUAUUUCUGAUGACCAGAGGAGCCUGAAGAGGAUAAAACAAAGGCAGAGCCUGCCAGACAACCCCAGGAGAUUUCAGCAUCAUUUCUGUGUGCUGGGCCGUGAGAGCUUCACUUCAGGCAGACACUUCUGGGAGGUGGAGGUGGGGGACAGGAAACAGUGGCAAUUGGGGGUGUGUAGGGAGAAUGUGGAGAGAAAACGUGAUGUUAAAAUAUCACCCCAAAAUGGAUUCUGGACUAUAGCACUGUUGAAUGGGCAUGACUUCCAGGCUCAAACCGACCCCUGGAGCAAACUCACAAUUGCCAACCCUCCUAAAAGAGUGGGGGUUUUCCUGGACUAUGAGAGUGGGGAGGUCUCGUUCUAUGAUGCCAUCGAUGCAUCAUACAUCCACACCUUCUCACAGGCUUCCUUCUCAGGGCCUAUCUUGCCUCUUUUCAGGAUUUUCUCAGAGGAGCCCACUGCCUUAACCAUUUGCCCAGCAGAAGAAUGAGUGGGGAGCUCCCUUGUGUCUGACCCACUGCCUGACCCUUCCCUGGAGACCCCAGUAGCCUCAGGAUCAGCUAAUGGCAAUGAGGACCCUCAGGUGGAAGUAAAGUCUUUGCUUCCCCCUGCCCAGCCCUGAGCUGAGGGCCUGCUUAACAGCCAAACCUCACAGCAGGAACAUACUUACAUCAGGAACAUAUUCACUAAAAACUCACUGAGUGAAGCACUUUACUAGUUAUCUUUCAAGUUUUCCACAUGACAGAUGAGGAGGCCAGGGUGCUGGAAGUUAAUUACCUUUCCAAAGGUGACUCAGCUCCCUUUCUGCAGCCAUAGCUCACAUUCACAGAUAACUUAGACUGUGGUGGAUGCUGGGCUCAAUGCUUUAUGUGAAUCUCACUCACCAAUCCUCACAACACCCCUAUGAGGUGGCCUCUUUGAAAGUGUGGAAAGGGAGGCAGGGCCCAGGGAAGUGACAUGUAAUUCAUGCAGAAACUAGUGCUGCUGGGAGGUGUUUGACCUCUGACCCUCCCUCUACCUCCAGUCUGUUCCUUUGCAGCCAGUUGUUCCUGUUGGGCAGGGUCCUGGGCAGCCUGAGGUUCCUUCCCAGGGCCCCAGGGAGAAGGUCACUGUAGGUGACUCUGAAGGCCAGACCCCACCUGGUUCCUUCAAGGGGGACUGUCAGAGCCAUGGUCCACUGCUCCAUUGGCUGGCUGUCCACGAUGACGUCGUCCACAGAACGAAUUCACAGUGACCACAUCACCCGAGGCUGAGAAGGGACUAGAGGCCAAAUUCUUAACCAGCUUGAGACCUGUGAUCAUGAUGCUGAACCAACCCUCCAGCUUCAUCCCUAAAGCUCAUGUGUGAGGCAUGAAUUUGGGGGAAGGGAGCCAGGUGAACUGCAGUGGAAUUUUUAUCACAUUGUAGCCCCAUCUCCAGGAAAGGGACCCUCCACGCUGAGCAUGUGUUCAUGUUCCCGGAGGUUCCUGUAACUGCUGGGUCCUGGGGAAAAGCCACUCCAUCACCACCACUGUGAUUGGUCACCACUGUGUCCCCUCCACCCGGCAGGUGGUGGUCAGGUUACAUUUGUUAAAUAAAUUGGUUAAUGGUCUUCACUCUGCA